UCAAGUUCACCUAUGGCACACUCAAUCGCCAUAAAUAAGCAUAGCGAUCUUCUCUUCUUCCAUCAUUCGUCGUUCUCCACUAAUGGCUGGACACAUUUGGAAUAUAGCACAACUGGCUCAGGUUUCUAUCUUGAAAAAGCCAGGCCUGUGGGAACCCCUCAACAUACCUCCCACCAUACGGUCAAUUAUUUGCCUCAACUUGCCUAGCUUUUCCGGUGGACUUAAUCCAUGGGGCAUGCCAAGCAAAAGGAGACUCAGUGGGAAAGAAUGGACAUUUCCGUAUGUUGAUGAUGGAUUUCUCGAGAUUGUUGGAUUCCGAAAUGCUUGGCAUGGCGCUGUUUUAUACGCUCCAGCUGGACACGGGACCCGUCUUGCACAGGCUAGAGGAAUCCGUUUCGAAUUUCGUAAGCGUGCAACUGACCAUACAUUCAUGAGGAUGGACGGGGAGCCAUGGAAACAACCUCUGCCUAACGAAAACGACACUGUUACUAUAGAGAUUUCAUGUUCUGGUCAAGUGAGCAUGCUAGCAACCGGAAACCACCCAUCCAAAAGUGUGAAUGACCCUUCUACCCCUCGCACGCCUAAGGAUAACGAGUGUGACAGUGAUGAAGAAGAGGCUGUUGAAGACAUAUCCGAAGCACAAAAAAAGUUUGGUGCAGCUAACAGUUUCCAAUUGCCUGAAGACUUUCAUAUAUCUCAAGUGAGUUAGUUAUUUGGUAUGAAUUUGUUCAUUCUUGGGGUCCUAGCGCCGAUAUAUAUAUUUGACUAUAAGUAUUGUUUGAUUUGUUCAUAUGGCAUUGGUUUGGAAGUUUAGUUGGACACUGACUAGAAUUGUAAAUCAUUAGUGAACCUUGUAGAUUUUAAAGUAAAGAAAGAGACUCAAUGGUAUAAUGCAGUUUGGAUGUCA
Molecule: messenger RNA, 907 nt
Organism: Helianthus annuus (common sunflower)
Lineage: Eukaryota; Viridiplantae; Streptophyta; Magnoliopsida; Asterales; Asteraceae
Product: diacylglycerol kinase 5
Exons: 6
Coding region: 83-709 (208 amino acids)
Molecular function (GO): ATP-dependent diacylglycerol kinase activity
Source: RefSeq, a predicted model, not a curated record